AUGUCAUACCUCGACAAGGAUUCUCUCCUUGCUCUCGGGCAAAUAGACCCUGAAUUCAAAGCGUUUCUCGACUCUGCCAAUCUACCUCCAGUGAGCUACGAUAGCCUCGAUGACUUCAAGGCGAUGGUUGAAAAUCGCAACGCGGAUGAUCUCAAGGCUCUGGGCCAACCCCCACCAGAAGUCAAGCAGACAGAGCUCCAAUAUCCCACCCGGGAUGGCUCGAAAGUCCGAGCGAAACUUCAUCAGCCCACAACUCCUCCCGAGGGUGGCAGUCCCUUGAUAGUCAUGUUCCAUGGCGGAGGCUUCUGCAUCGGUGCUCCUGAAGGGGAGGAACAAUCAUGCCGAAACUUUGUCCAGGCUUUUGGCGCAACCUGUAUCUCUGCAGGUUAUAGGCUGGCACCCGAGUACAAAUUCCCAACCGCCCCAAAAGACGCCUGGGACUGUUUGAAGUGGGCUGCUGCAAAUGCCGCUUCCUGGGGUGCUGACCUAUCAGUCGGAUUUGUGGUUGGGGGGACCUCGGCCGGUGGGAAUAUAGCGGCUGUUUUGGCUCAUCUGGCUCGAGAUGAGAAACUCUCACCGCCUUUAACAGGUCAAUAUCUCGCUAUCCCUGCGGUUUUGCCGGAAAAGAAAGUCCCAGAGAAAUAUCAGCAGUAUGCUCUGUCGUAUGAGCAGAACAAAUCCGUGCCUGUGCUGCCAGUUGCGGCAAUAGAUAUGUUUAUGCGCGGAUACCAACCUGACGAGGACGAUGGCGUAUACUACGCCCCCUUCAAUCAUCCCAAGGGACAUAAAGAUUUACCACCGGCACUCUUCCAGAUUGAUGGAAUGGACCCUCUGAGAGAUGAAGCGAUAAUUUAUGAACGAGUCCUUCGAGAGGAGAACGGCAUCAAGACCAAGAUGUACGUGUAUCCGGGGCUGCCGCAUGGUCACUGGGGCUUCUUUCCCUUUUUGAAGAGUUCUGAAAAGUUCCGUCAAGAGCAGGUUGAGGGUAUGGGUUGGCUUCUUGGGAAAAAGCCUGAUUUCAGCAAGGUUAUUGCUAAGGCUGUGGCCGCUAUGGUGUGA
Rhinocladiella mackenziei CBS 650.93 is the source of this 1059-nucleotide messenger RNA. RefSeq lists its product as uncharacterized. Lineage: Eukaryota; Fungi; Ascomycota; Eurotiomycetes; Chaetothyriales; Herpotrichiellaceae. Gene Ontology annotation, molecular function: hydrolase activity. Bases 1 to 1059 code for a protein of 352 amino acids. The record is from RefSeq and is a predicted model, not a curated record. The transcript has 2 exons.